CCCGCCCGGCAGGCGGGAAGGACGCCCCGGGGACGCGCUGCUUUCUGAAAGCGUGGGCCCUGCGGAGAAAGUCCGACUCUCACCCAGAAGCAAUCCCUGCUGGCUGAUAAUUGAGGAAACUAGCACGCCCUCCGUCUUGCCGGUAGCAUGCAGAGAAAUAAUUUCAGGAAGAAGGAUUCUCCGGAAGCUGAAUGGACAAGAGACGGUGGGGAGAAGCAGGGAGACGGGUGAGGAGGCUGAUGCCAUAGUCCAGAGGACAGCGGGGUGACAGCAAAGGCUGAGAAGUGUCCAGAUCCAAGACAAACUCCAGAGGGAGAGCCGAAAGGGUUGCCUGGAAUAUCAAGCUCAGCCGGCCCCGACUGCACAGCUCACAGACCGGCCGAGGACACGGCACCAGCUCUGCGUCCCAGCUAGAGAGGCCAGGCAGGGGCCCAGCGCACCUGUCCUGCUGGAGAAUGGAGGAAGGGGAAAAGAGCCCCCUGCUGGUCCAGGACCCCGGGUGCCAGGAGGGGCCGCUCACUUCAAGCCGUCCAGGUCCGGUGCCCCAAGAGGAGCGGGUCUGGAGGGCAGGCCCCGGGGGAGGCCCGGCCUCCUCCCUCCCCGUGGGAACCAGCUGCCUGAAGUGCCUGACCUUCCUGCUCAACUUCCUCUUCUCUCUGCUUGGUCUGCUGGCCCUGGCCAUCGGGCUCUGGGGCUUGGCCGUCAAGGGGUCUCUGGGGAGCGUCUGGGGGGCGGCCCUGCCCGAAGACCCCGUUCUGGGACUGGUACUGGGGGGGCUGGCCGUCAGUGCGGUGAGCCUGGCGGGCUGCCUGGGGGCCCUGUGUGAGAGCGCUUUUCUGCUCCGCUGCUUCUCGGGGGGUCUCGUCGCCUUCCUGCUGCUGGAGGCCGUGGUGGGUGCCCUGCUGGUGGCCCUCUGGGGCCCACUGCAGGAUGGCCUGGAGCACACCCUGCGUGCGGCCAUCACCCACUAUCAGGAUGACCCGGGCCUGCGCUUCCUUAUCGACCAAGUCCAGCUUGGGCUGCAGUGCUGCGGGGCGUCUUCCUACCGGGACUGGACGCGGAACCUGUACUUUAACUGCAGCUCCCCGGGGGUCCAGGCCUGCAGCCUUCCUGCCUCCUGCUGCGUCCACCCCGGGGAAGACGGAGCCUCUGUCAACGACCAGUGUGGCUCUGGAGCCCUGCGCCUGGACGAGGAUGCCGCUCGGAGAGUGGUGUACCUGGAGGGCUGUGUCCCUCCUCUCCAGCGGUGGCUGCGCAGGAACGUGCGGGCCGCGGGCGCCUACGCGAUCGUGGUUGUGGCGGUCCAAGGGGUAGAGCUCCUGUUGGCCAACCAGCUGGUGAGGGCCCUGGCCGUCCGCCGGGGGGAGGUGGACAGCCCCAGAGCCGCAGGGACGGCGGGCCAAGACCGCAGGCCUUGUCCACCCGCGCCUCACACUCCGUGAAACGGCCCCUGCCAAACUGGCCCAGGGCUGACAGCCCAGGAGGACCCCCAGGGAAGGUGUCCUACGGCAUCCCAGACGCCCUGGCCUCCUCCAGCGGCUGUGCCUCCGGCCCCCCAGGGCCCCCCUUCCCCUGAGGGCAGAGCAUGUCCGCCUCCUUCCCGGUUCCGUCAGGCCCUGCUAGAAUGAGUCCCUGUGCCACCCCCUGAUUUCACGAUCUUUUGGGGACUUUUGUUCUCCACCACUGAGUCGGGCACUGCCUGCUCCCUGGCAAACGCCGCUGUGACCUGAGCGUAAGCUGAGCCUGGUGGGUGCUGCUGGCCGCUGUCUGCCUCCUCCGGGGACGCCAGGCAGAGCCACCCGGCGGCAGGGAGCAUGUGGGGUAUGGAGACCGGAUGAAAUCCUGCUGCCAAGCCCCCAACUCCAACCUCCACCUCCGACCGCCUCUGAUGCCUACCUCCAAACCCUGCCUCUGACCUCUGCUCUGACCCCGCCUCUGACGCUUUGCCUAGGAUGUCACCUAUGACCCCCAGUCUUGAUCCCAGCUCCGAUGCCUCGCUCUCUCACCACGGCCUGGGUACCUGCCCUCCUCUGGGGUCACCUUGCCCUUUCCCGCCCGUUGUGGUGGUUGAGGUGGGGCCCAGGCGGGAGUAAACUUGAACGAGAGGCAGCAUCCACACAAUAAACAGCGCCGGUGUUAA
Messenger RNA from Leopardus geoffroyi (Geoffroy's cat), 2140 nucleotides. It is a transcript of the gene TSPAN10, whose product is annotated as tetraspanin 10. The coding region runs from base 456 to 1442 and encodes 328 amino acids. NCBI's taxonomy places the organism in Eukaryota, Metazoa, Chordata, Mammalia, Carnivora, Felidae. The record is from RefSeq and is a predicted model, not a curated record. Gene Ontology annotation, cellular component: membrane. The transcript has 5 exons.